Debaryomyces hansenii CBS767 is the source of this 534-nucleotide messenger RNA. RefSeq lists its product as uncharacterized. The transcript has a single exon. The coding region runs from base 1 to 534 and encodes 177 amino acids. Lineage: Eukaryota; Fungi; Ascomycota; Pichiomycetes; Serinales; Debaryomycetaceae. The record is from RefSeq and is a predicted model, not a curated record.
AUGACAAACAGGGUAAAGACUCCAGUGUUAGUGAAUCGUGAAUACCAGCAGCUACAAGGGGAUACAACGCAUUCUCAAACACUAGAUAAACCAGAAGCUGAUGAUGAGGACGGAGAGCAUGAUAUAGACGAAAUGUUCAGCAAUGAUAGAUCUGAUAGUAAUGUUGUACAACAGCAUAGUGAAGUAUUGGAACAUGAACAUGAAUCAGGAAUUAGCGGACUUCACCCAAUAGAAUUAACAGCUCAUAGUAUUUUGAAUGCACCAUUGGAUCACCUUUAUGAAGACUUCGAACUGUUAGGUCAAUCGCAAUACAUUCUUUUGACAAGACUAAGAUUGAUCGAAGACAGAUUAAAGAGCUUCAAGAAAGUGGUGAUAGAUGAUGGCAAUAUGACUUCGGAAAAGGAAAUCUCCGAGACUUUUAAUAAGAUACGAGAAUUGAAGAAGCGGUUAAGUGUGACAGUCAAAUCGUUGGAUAAGGUAGAAACUCGAGUAGAGAAAAUGAAUAAAAAAUUGAAUAUCGAUGCAAAUGAGUGA